Onychostoma macrolepis is the source of this 3447-nucleotide messenger RNA. RefSeq names its product transducin beta like 1 X-linked (gene tbl1x). Gene Ontology annotation, biological process: regulation of transcription by RNA polymerase II. The transcript is spliced from 15 exons. The coding region runs from base 373 to 1905 and encodes 510 amino acids. The record is from RefSeq and is a predicted model, not a curated record. NCBI's taxonomy places the organism in Eukaryota, Metazoa, Chordata, Actinopteri, Cypriniformes, Cyprinidae. Gene Ontology annotation, cellular component: histone deacetylase complex. Gene Ontology annotation, molecular function: protein binding; transcription corepressor activity.
CCCGCCUCUCGCUCGCGCUCUCUCUCUCUCUGCUAUAGUAAGUGCGUGCGCGCUGCUGCUGUCUUCCGACGCUCCAUUUCUGUGAGAAACACACAGGAAACUUGUCUAAAAACACACAGGAUCGACACUUAAACGUUAACUUUGGCAGAUGAAACCUCGAUUGUUGUUUCUCGUCGAUCUUUUAACGGACUACCGCCGAUAACGAGCCGAGCGCUGAGGGGAAAUCCGACCGAAGAUGGGUGUAAAGUCGCGGCUUGCACACUGAAGUUGGAGGAUAUUUUCCUGGUGGAAGUGAAAGAGAAGCGGCAACUUGAUUCUUGACGGGGCUGAUUGAGAGCUCCAGCGUCGCUCAUCCUCUGAGGUUGAGCUAAGAUGAGCAUUACCAGUGAUGAAGUCAACUUUCUGGUCUACAGAUAUCUGCAGGAGUCAGGUUUCUCUCACUCGGCGUUCACGUUUGGCAUCGAGAGUCACAUCAGUCAGUCGAACAUCAACGGGACUCUGGUGCCUCCUGCUGCCCUCAUCUCCGUCCUGCAGAAAGGCCUUCAGUACGUGGAGGCCGAGAUCAGCAUCAACGAGGAUGGCACAGUGUUUGACGGCCGGCCGAUAGAGUCUCUGUCGCUCGUCGAUGCCGUGAUGCCAGACGUGGUUCACACCAGACAGCAGGCGUUCAGAGACAAGCUCGCCCAGCAGCAGAGAGCCAACAGCUCCAGCUUUAACUCGAGCACUGCUCAGUCCCACGGCACCAAGAACGGAGAAACAGCGUUCAACGGAGAGGAGAACGGCACCUACACGCUCAAUAAUCAUAUGGAGAUGAUGGAGGAGGACAGCGAGCUCCAGAUUCCCGCCACGGUGCUGAGGGGUCACGAGUCGGAGGUCUUCAUCUGCGCCUGGAACCCCGUCACUGACCUCUUGGCUUCAGGCUCUGGCGACUCGACGGCGCGCAUAUGGAACCUGAUUGAGAACAGCAGCAGCGGCUCGACUCAGCUGGUCCUGCGGCACUGCAUCCGAGAGGGAGGUCAGGACGUUCCCAGCAACAAGGACGUGACUUCACUGGACUGGAACAGUGAAGGCACUCUAUUAGCAACCGGAUCUUAUGAUGGAUUUGCAAGAAUAUGGACAAAAGAUGGUAAUCUCAGCAGCACACUCGGCCAGCAUAAAGGACCCAUAUUUGCACUCAAGUGGAACAAGAAAGGCAACAGCAUUCUGAGCGCUGGAGUCGAUAAGACGACAAUCAUUUGGGACGCUCAUACAGGUGAAGCCAAGCAGCAGUUUCCAUUUCAUUCAGCUCCGGCGCUGGACGUGGACUGGCAGAACAACAGCACCUUCGCCUCCUGCAGCACUGACAUGUGCAUCCAUGUGUGCCGCCUGGGAAGUGAGCGUCCGCUCAAGACCUUCCAAGGGCACACGAAUGAAGUGAACGCCAUUAAAUGGGAUCCGUCGGGGAUGCUGCUGGCUUCCUGCUCAGACGACAUGACGCUAAAGAUCUGGAGUAUGAAGCAGGAUUCAUGCGUUCACAAUCUUGAAGCGCACAAUAAAGAGAUUUACACAAUCAAAUGGAGCCCGACCGGCACCGGGAGCAACAAUCCCAAUGCUAACAUGCUGCUAGCCAGCGCCUCGUUCGACUCGACGGUGCGAUUGUGGGACGUGGAUCGAGGCAUCUGCAUCCACACGCUCACCAAACACCAGGAGCCCGUCUACAGCGUGGCCUUCAGUCCGGACGGCAGGUUCCUGGCCAGCGGCUCCUUCGACAAGUGCGUUCACAUCUGGGACACGAUGAGCGGUGCGUUGGUGAACAGCUACAGAGGAACGGGAGGAAUAUUUGAGGUUUGCUGGAACAGUGUGGGAGAUAAAGUGGGCGCGAGCGCGUCUGAUGGAUCGGUCUGUGUUCUUGAUUUACGGAAAUAGCUCUCGGUGAAUCCGGAUGCAGGAUCGUGCAGCUAAAGCGCGUCUCAGCGGCUGCAGGUUGUGACUGAACUCGUUUCUUCCGGUCGAUUGAGACCCACGGCUUCACCGGGAACAGAAUCCAAAUGUUGAAAACCAAAUUAGAGGAAGCGUCCACUAGAGAUGGUCAGAAACGCUGUUGAGCAGCGCAGCGACUCGGUCGAUGAAGAGCUGGAGACGCUUCAUUUGAAAGGUUUUAUUGGGGGUUUUGGACACCACUGAUGUUCAUUGGGCCAUUUGACCCUUCAUACCUGAAGUCUGACCAUAAGAAAACAAUUUUACUGGAGAACAAACUUCAAAUCAAGACGAGUUUUCCUUGCAGGAGAACCAUAAAUACUUCUGAUUGUUUUCCAACUUUAAAGAGGAAUAAAGACGUCAGCUGCCGAGUACUUGGGAAAGAUUCUCAGAUGUUAAAUAUACAGGUGUAAAACCUCCCCACUGGAUGUACAUUUAAUGAAUGUAAAGAUGUAAAUGAGACCGUAACACGCAGAUUUUAUAAACUGUGUUUAUAUGUUUAUAAACUAAUCUUUUUCCUAAAGUCUUUCAUACUUUUAUGUUGUUUUUUAUUUUGUGCACGUUAUGCCUGCUCGACUGGCAGGAAGCUCAGUGGUUUUGAAGAAAUCAAUCAUGAGGAUUUGUGCCUCUAAAUAUAGUAUCAUAAGUGGGAGACCAGCAUUUUGGGCCGCGUUUGAAUUCUCCUCAUCACAGGCGAGUCUGAAUCGGGUGUGAUUUGAUAAAACGAGAAGUAAUAAAAGCGCUCUCCUCCAUGCAAAUCUGAAUUUUGUCUUAUUUUGUUGAUCACUUGGUUUCUUGUUGCACUGGGAAGCCUUGCCCACCUUGAAAUUUCAUUGGUCCAAAAUCCUAAUUUGCAUUAAACAUAUUCACCACUGAUAAGCUACUAAAUAUAAUGUAAAUUUUCUGUAAAGCUGCUUUGCAACGAUUUGCAUCGUGAAAAGCGCUAUACAAAUAAACAUGAAUUGAAUAUUCAAUUUCAAUGUGGAAAGGCUAAUAACUGAAACUCGGAUAUAUGGAGCCCCAAAUGUGACAUGCGGACAAAAAUAUUUAUUGUGGCCAUGGAUUAAGAAUUAAUGCCCUCAUUUUAGUUUAAUCAUUCCCAUGAUUUAUUAUUAGUAUUAAUUUAGUGAAAUUCUUUUAGUAAAAUCGAUUAUCAAUUUGUUGCCUUGUUUUAAUAAAUCGUGGCCAUGAUGUACUAAUUUGUUCCUUCAUUUUGAUUUAAUUCGAUGGAACAAAGUAGUAAGACGCAAUUUACUAAAAGAACGAAGAAUUCGUAGCUGAUUUACGAGGAAACAAAUUUGUAUGACCGCCACGAUGGAACAAAUUCUUGUUGUGGCCUCAAAUUUAUUAAAAUGAGGAAACAAUUUUUUUAUUUGUGGCCACGAUUUAUAGUGAGGGAACAAUUUCUUAAUUUGUGGUCAUAGUUUUAUUAAAACGAGGGAACAAAUUGGUACGACAAUUCUUGGCCUUGAUUUAAUUAAAACGAUGGAA